Molecule: messenger RNA, 5159 nt
Organism: Numida meleagris (helmeted guineafowl)
Lineage: Eukaryota; Metazoa; Chordata; Aves; Galliformes; Numididae
Gene: CCND1
Product: cyclin D1
Exons: 5
Coding region: 1-747 (248 amino acids)
Biological process (GO): positive regulation of G1/S transition of mitotic cell cycle; mitotic cell cycle phase transition; regulation of cyclin-dependent protein serine/threonine kinase activity
Cellular component (GO): cyclin-dependent protein kinase holoenzyme complex; nucleus; cytoplasm
Molecular function (GO): cyclin-dependent protein serine/threonine kinase regulator activity
Source: RefSeq, a predicted model, not a curated record
AUGGAACAUCAGCUGCUGUGCUGCGAGGUGGAGACCAUCCGACGAGCCUACCUGGACGCCAACCUGCUCAAUGACAGGGUGCUGCAGACCAUGCUGAAGGCGGAGGAGACCUGCUCGCCCUCGGUGUCCUACUUCAAGUGCGUGCAGAAGGAAAUCUUGCCAUAUAUGAGGAAAAUAGUCGCCACUUGGAUGCUGGAGGUCUGCGAGGAGCAGAAGUGCGAAGAGGAAGUUUUCCCCUUGGCGAUGAAUUAUUUGGACAGGUUUUUGUCGUUCGAACCCCUCAAGAAAAGCCGGUUGCAAUUGCUCGGAGCUACCUGCAUGUUUGUGGCUUCCAAAAUGAAGGAAACGAUUCCUCUGACCGCGGAAAAGCUGUGCAUUUACACCGACAACUCCAUCAGACCCGACGAGUUACUGCAAAUGGAGCUGCUGCUGGUGAAUAAGCUGAAAUGGAAUCUGGCUGCAAUGACCCCCCACGAUUUCAUUGAACAUUUCCUCACUAAAAUGCCUCUGGAAGAGGACACCAAGCAGAUCAUCCGUAAACAUGCUCAGACUUUUGUGGCUCUGUGCGCUACAGAUGUUAAAUUUAUUUCAAACCCACCUUCCAUGAUCGCAGCUGGCAGUGUGGUAGCAGCUGUGCAAGGCCUGCAUCUGGGGAACACUAACACUUUCCUCUCCUAUCAAUGCCUCACACAUUUCCUAUCACAAGUUAUCAAAUGUGAUCCGCUUCCAGGAGACGCACAUCAGUAACUAGUGAGCAAUAAACCUUUCAUGAGUGAAUGGGCCAGGAAGGGAGCCUACAAGGAAGACCUAAAGUCAAUGAUCCAUGUCAUAAUGGUGUGUGAAGUUGGGGCAGAGUUGAGCUUUGUUUUGUAACAAUGUGGACGACCAAUAAAUAGAUGCUUUUAAAAGGUUCCUGUGAGGUCUCCCAGUGCUGGACAAUGAGACAAAUAAAGACAACUCUGUGGUUAGGGCAGAAUCUUUGAGAUGCUGUUAAAUAAUUUUACACGUUAAUAAUUUAAAUCUGCAGAGAGUUUGAUCAGUCCAGGUCCUUCAGAACUAGUUCUGUGUAACUGGACGUUGUCGAUGGGAUUGAAUGAUUUCUGGAAAGGUGAACGCAUCGUAAUGAAUUAUUCACAACAGAAUAUUUUACGAUAAACGAUGCGAAACAACUGCUGACAAAUCUUAGAUCACAGCUUAUUAUUUUGAUCGCUUUCACAGUGCCUCAGCGUUUCGUGUGGUGUUUUUGGCAUUUAUGUUACCGUGGCUGAAGUAGUGUGGAUCCAGCGCUGAAAUGUUAGAUAUCAUAGGAACCUUAAAUUCUGAAAUAAAAUGCUGUAAAUAUCCCGCAGCUCAGUUUGGAUUGUACAUGUAAUGCUUUCAGUGAGUUUGGGAACAGUGUAGGUAGUCAGUGUGUGAUUGGCCUCCCCUUUGCUCAAGAUGACAGAAGCAGGUACUGAGGAAAAAUUCCGGGCUUGCUGCUGGUACUGACAGUACCUGAGUCAAACAGAAGUAUUAUUUAAUCAUUCCUGACAGAGCACUGAAGUUGAUUCUCUCACACCUUGGAGAACAAAAGCGUGUCCUUAUAUGACUUGACUUGAUGACAGAGCUCUUUUAGAAGAAAAAGAAAAUUUAGCAAGAAGAGAACCAACGCUUAUUUCUUUUUUACUGUCCAGGGUCGUCAUAAGGCCACAACCUGUACGACCUGAACUUACAAAAACUAAGACCUCUGAAAGGAAGUAACACUCUUCCAGCUUUUAUUGCUAAACAUAUCUACUUGUUAGAGGAGCUAGAGUUAGAAGUAAGUUUUUUGUAGAGGUUACUACAGAAAAUCAGCAUCAUAAAAUUAUACUUGAUGUAGAUAUACAUUGUGUUUGUAACAGAAUAAGAGUUUCAGCAUCUUUCACUGCUGUUGCUUUGGGAAGGGCAAACUGCUUGGUUUUCUACAUAGUGUGAUUCUCCUGCACAGACAGCUUCCCGUAGGGCAGGCCCGUGUAAGCCUGCUGCUAGUCUCUGUUUUGCUGGCAUCCACGUGAAGUUUGUUACUGCACGGUGAUGGUUCCCCUUUGUCAGCCUGCAGAGCUGAAUCCCUUUCUUCUGGAUUGGGCUGAAAUACUAAGAGUGUGCAUUAUAACAACAUGGCUAACGUUCCCCCAGAUUAUCUAUUAGCUAGAGCAGCCGGUCUGUUGGAUUUCUGGUUAUAUAAUCACACUUUUUUACCUUUAGUCUCAAAGAAAGCUGAAUCUAAAGUAAAAUGGAUAUCACCUGAUUGGAAUUCCUUUAUGGUUCAUGUUUAUGUUGGUAGGAGUCCAAUUUCCCGUUUUGCCUUUGAUCAGGGGUAAUUAGAAGUCAGAUAAUCACAAUUAGAAGUCUUGGGCUGUCUUCCAUCAUUCUAUUCUUGACCCCAUCAUCCAAACAGAUGGAAUUUUACCUGACGUUCAUUUCCAGGCCAGAAAUUUGCUAAACUAGAUUAGAUUGGGUUUCCUUGCUGUCUUUUAGUGCAUUGGAAUUCGUCUCCUGCCUGCCCCUACUCAGAGGCACCUUCAGACAUGUGCUUGUUAUCCCAAGCGGGUCAGGCAGUAACAAAGGAUUUCCAAGCAGCUUCGUUUUUUUGUUGUUGUUUGUUUCCUUUAGUAUCUGACCCUGGAGCAUGAUCAUGUCUGCUGUGUGUGUUAAAGGUAUUUGACCACAUCAGUUAAGCUAGCAAGUCUUUUUUUUUUCCACUGAGGAUCUUAAUUAAUCCAGGAAGGGUUUAUGACCUUGAACAAACUGUGGGCAUUGAAAAUUUGGGUAGCGAAGCAGAAAAGUUGUUGGGAGAAGUUAUCAGAAUAAUGCACAAGUUUAGUGUUUGCUUUUCAGCGUUGAGAAGCACUGAGAAUGAACAAAGCUGUUCCUAGGUUGUUCGCGGGGAAUUUUGUAUUUUGCAGUUAUUUUUGCUAGCCCUAAGAUACUCCUGCAAACAAACCACUCAUCUGGUAAUGAACUGAGUAAUGACACGGUUUGAAACAAAAUGCCUAACACUUCAAAUACUGUUCAUCACCUGCAGCAGAAGACUACCGUUCAUAAAAGUUACAAGGAUCAUGUUUUCAAAAAUAUAUACAGUUCUAACGUGCUGUACUGUGAGACUUUCACAGGAAUUAAAAAUGUCUGUGGUCCGAAAGAACCUUUAAAUAAUGUAGUUCUGUGUAAUUAUUCACGGCUGAACUCCAGAGGGAGAAGAAUAGGUAUUUAUAGAAAUCCUUCUGAACGGUUUGAGUUUUCAGAACUCAAACACGCUAUAUGCAAAUAGCAGCAUUAAAAACAAAAACAGGAUUUGCUUUGCUCUGAAAAUAAAUUGGCUUCACUUUGGAACCCUGGGCAUACUACCUUGUUAUAACAGAAUUAUCUGAAAAAGUGCCCGGAUUUGUAAAAGUGAAAAUCCCCAAACCUCUAUUCAUGUACCGUUUAAUACAUCUAAUUCCAAGUGUGACGGAGGUACAUGCUGCAGGACGUGCGAGCAGACGCCGCGCAGACAGGAUUGAUCUGUCAUAUCUCGGGAAGGGGUGAGGGGCUUCACAGGGAACUUAGUGGGAAGGCCGGAGGAAUGCAGGAGCCAAAGGCAUCAUGACUUCAGGAUAUGAGGCGUUUCUUUUUGUCAUUUAAAACGCUGUGUGUCUCUGUCAAGAGGAAAUAUUACACUAGGGUUUAAACCAAGAAAGGUCAUAGGUUAUGUGUUUUCAGUGAGCUGUAACUGAUGGUCUGAUCUGCUUAGAGGUAGGAUUAACCUCCCUCUCUCUCAGAAAGGCCUCGCAGAGAAUUGUUUGCUUGGGUUUCUAAUCUUAUUUUACCCCAAAUGCCAUGUGCCCUUAUUGGUGGCAGAGGAGAUUCUUGUGGUAGUGGAAUCAGUGAAAAGCUGGUAGAUCACACAAGAAGCCUCUGAAUGAAGGCAGAAUUGAAACUGGGAAAUAAAGAAAACAGCAGGCAGGUCACCCUCUCAGGAAAACAACAUUCAUUCUCAGUCAUGCACAUCCUAACACUUUUGACGGCAAUUUAUCAUGGAAGACUGGGUUCACCGCAAGGGCUAACACAUGUCAUAGGUUAAAUCAGAAAAGGCAAUACUGAAAGGAAACUUCAAAGUCCUUCAGACACAGAGUUAAAUAUGUUGGGAAAAAGCUUACGAUAUUUGUUGUAAAGAUAAGAGUAAACAGCACACUGGAGGGAUUGUGGCAAAACAGUGGGAUUGUUGUGCCUGUUGAGGCACCAGUUCUGUACCCUUGCAGUGGAUGCGCGUGGCUCUGAAGAACGCAGCCAUAGUUUGCAGGAGGUCGGGCAGGUUGAGCUGACGGGCCUUCUCCAAAUGGAAUGGCUGUGCAUCAGUAGGUAGACUUGGAUGUGCCUGCUCGUGGUGCGCUCAGUGGCUGGGGAAGUUCCCCUUUCCCACAGUAGACCCGGUCCUGCCGGGCACUUGCUGCUCUCCAUUCAAACAGCAGCCGGUGCAGGCAGUACAGCCACGGCAGCUUCCUGAGCGGGCACCCAGCUCCAGGCACGGGCUGUGAAGCCGGGGAAAAAGCUCUCGCUCUGACGGAGCUCUCAGGGUGGAUGCAGCAGCAAAGUGGAAGUGUGGCAGCACCUUAACGAUGCCUGGUGGUGCUUCUAAAAGAUCUCUGCACUUUGGGGUCAGGCAGGUGGUUAAGUUUCUCUGUUCAGAUGCUAUCUGAGUUAGAAAUCGGUUAGCUAACCCAAACUGCCCACUACUGCAGAUGGCAGCAGCUGGCAGGCAGCUUCGGCUUUGUGUAUCGAAGCAUCCGUGCACGUGGCACUUUUGUUGAAGAACUUGUUCUGCUGAGGUCCUGCCAGGGUGGGCACUGCCCGUGUCACUGCCACAGUGCACGCCACGUCCACGCAGCUCUGCGUGCUGAGACAAGGAGCAGCACGACAGUUGUUGCCAGAGGAGCACGCGUGGAGCUGCUCCCUGAGGCCGUUAAAUGGAAGAUGGCAGGAGUUGUUGCGGAAGGCUGGAGCCAGGCUAGCACCCUGCAGCAGUUUGGGCAGCUCGUCCACUCCUUGCAGUUCAGCGUUGCUCUUCCUACACUCCCAAAUAACUCGACUAUAUUUCUCUUGACGUUUCAAGAAAUGGUAUUUUGUCUGUGAUCUUAGUAUCUUUCUAAAGGACUCUGGGUCUU